CUGACUGGUGGCACUGACUGGCAGCACUGCUGGGCUGCACUGGUGGGUGGCACUGGUGGGCAGCACUGGUGGGUGGGCACAGGUGGGUGGCACUGGUGGGCACAGGUGGGUGGCACUGGUGGGCACAGGUGGGUGGGCACAGGUGGGUGGCACUGCUGGGCACCGAUCAUCAGGGCACUGAUCAUCAGUGCCCUGAUGAUCGGUGCCGAUCCCCGCUCUGACAACUGCUGGUUCUCGGCAGUACUUUCCUCACGAUCUGACAGCGUGAGGAAAGUGCAGCCGAGAACCGGCACUUGC
Staurois parvus is the source of this 297-nucleotide messenger RNA. NCBI's taxonomy places the organism in Eukaryota, Metazoa, Chordata, Amphibia, Anura, Ranidae. The record is from the annotation of a GenBank genome assembly.